AUCCCAACUCCUGUUCCCACCAUGAAGGAUCUACCAGCACCGCCUUGCCGUUGGGUCUGGCUGCUCUGCUCUUUCUGCAGCUUCCAGGUGUGUGGCACUCAUCCCAGAGCCCAGGAACAUCCAGGCUUUGCAGUCUUGGCUUCUGCUUCUCAUUACUGGCCAUUGGAAAAUGUGGACGGGAUCCUUGAGCUUCAGGACACAACUGGAGCGCUGCGAACCCUCAACCUCACUGUGCCUCCCUUCCACAAUGCUACCUUUGUCUUUACCAAUGACUCUGCCUACUCCAACUUCUCUGCAACCGUAGAUAUCAUGGAAGGGAAGGUCAACAAAGGCAUUUACCUCAAGGAGGAAAAGGGUGUGACGUUCCUUUACUAUGGCAGCUACAAAUCAUCCUGCAUUAGCAACCCUGCCCAGUGUGGACCCGAGGGAGUGACAUUUUCGUUUUUCUGGAAGACUCAAGGAGAGCAGUCCCGACCAGCCCCCUAUGCUUACGGGGGACAGGUUGUCUCUGAUGGGUUCAAAGUCUGCUCUAGCGGUGGAAAGGGCUCGGUGGAGCUGUACACUCGGGAUAAUUCCAUGACAUGGAAGGCCACCUUCAACCCUCCAGGUCCUUACUGGACUCAUGUCCUGUUCACAUGGAAAUCCAAGGAGGGCUUGAAAGUCUAUGUCAACGGGACCCUGAGCACCUCAGACCCGAGUGGGAAAGUGUCCCACACCUAUGGGGACCCCCAUGUCAACCUGGUCAUAGGAUCUGAGCAGGACCAGACCAAGCGUUACGAGAAUGGAGCUUUCGACGAGUUCAUCAUCUGGGAGCGGGCACUGACUCCCGACGAGAUCAAGAUGUACUUCACAGCUGCCAUUGGUAAACACGCUCUGCUGUCUUCAACACCACCAGCGAUGCCCACAGCACAUACUGUGAUGCCCGUGGAUGCCUACCACCCCAUCAUUGCCAACCUGACCGAGAAGAGGAAAUGGUUCCAGAGACCUGGGACCGUGUUGCAAUAUCUUCAAAAUGUGUCUCUCAGCUUGCCCAAUAAAUCCCUCUCAGAGGACACUGCAUGGAACCUCACAGAGACCUUCUUAAGAACUGUGGGCGAGGUGCUUCUGCUGCCCAGCUGGAUCCAUGUGUCAGAGGACAACAGCAUGGUGCUGGGCCUGGUCGACACCAUUGACACCGUCAUGGGCCACAUAUCAUCUAAUCUGCAGCCCAGAGAAACCCACGUCACCCUCACGGGCUCUUCCUCCAUGGCAGAUUUCUCCAUAGCUAAGGUCCUUCCACCAGCGCUGAGUGCCCCCCACUAUAGAUUCCCAGCCCAUGGGCACAGCUACAUUGAGAUUCCGAGAGAGGCCCUUCACAGCCAAGCCUGGACCACCAUCGUCGGCCUUCUCUACCACUCCAUGCACUAUUACCUGAACAACAUUCCCCCAGCCAGCACAAGGAUUCCCGAGGCUGUGAACUGCAGAGACUGCCUGCUGUCUGUCGCCAGCCGCCUGAUCUCCCUGGAGGUGACCCCACCACCCACUCUGUCCCAGAACCUAUCCGGCUCGCCUCUGAUCACUGUCCAUCUCAGGCACAAACUGACUCAUAAGCAGUACGCCGAUGCCACCAAUGAGAGCAACCGCUUCUUCCUGUAUUGUGCCUUCCUUAACUUCAGCUCCGGGGAAGGUGUCUGGUCGAGCCAGGGCUGUGCACUCACAGAGGGAAACCUCAACUAUUCAGUGUGCCACUGCACGCAUCUCACCAACUUUGCCAUCCUCAUGCAAGUGGUCCCGCUGCAGCUCGCACACGGGCACCAGGUGGCGCUGUCGUCCAUCAGUUACGUUGGCUGCUCUCUGUCAGUUCUCUGCCUGGCUGCUACGCUGGUCACCUUUGCAGUGCUGUCUUCUGUCAGCACCAUUCGGAACCAGCGUUACCACAUCCACGCCAACCUGUCCUUCGCUGUCCUGGUGGCCCAGGUCCUGCUGCUCAUCAGCUUUCGUGUGGAGCCCGGCACGGUUCCGUGCCAGGUUCUGGCUGUCCUGCUACACUACUUCUUUCUGAGUGCCUUUGCCUGGAUGCUGGUGGAGGGACUGCAUCUCUACAGCAUGGUGAUAAAGGUCUUCGGGUCAGAGGACAGCAAGCACCUCUACUAUUACGGGAUAGGCUGGGGGUGUCCUCUCCUCAUCUGCAUCAUCUCCAUGUCAUCCUCCAUGGACAGCUACGGGACAAGUGACAGCUGCUGGUUGUCACUGGGCAGUGGUGCCAUCUGGGCCUUUGUGGGCCCUGCUCUGCUGGUGAUUGUGGUCAACAUUGUUAUCCUGGUUGCUGUGACAAGGGUUAUUUCCCACAUCAGCACCGAGAACUACAAGAUACACGGGGACCCCAGUGCCUUCAAGUUGACAGCCAAGGCUGUUGCUGUGUUGCUACCCAUCCUGGGAACCUCAUGGGUGUUUGGGGUGCUUGCUGUCAGUGACCGAGCCCUGGUCUUUCAGUACAUGUUUGCUGUACUCAACUCCUUGCAGGGCCUCUUCAUCUUCCUCUUUCACUGUCUCCUGAACUCAGAGGUGAGAGCUGCCUUCAAGCACAAGACCAAGGUCUGGUCCCUCACGAGCAGCUCUGCCCGUACUGCAAACACAAAGCCCUUCAGUUCAGACACCGUCAAUGGGACACGGCCAGGCACCGUAUCUACCAAGUUAAGCCCAUGGGAUAAGAGCAGCCAUUCUGCCCACCGUGUGGACCUAUCCGCCGUGUGACCAGAGAGGCUACCACUCAAAACAAGUGCCUUCCCUGAAGCAGAGAAAAAAAAUGUACACCCUGCCUCCAUCGUGGGUUCCUCUCCUCCCUGCUGCCUCAACAUGGGAUAACGGCCCCUACCAAUGACUGCGUAGAAUGUCCUGCCUCGCACUGCAAGUUGACUCAGGGUUGUGUGGCCAGCGAUGGCGUGGCCCUCCUUCCCUGGCAUGGUGGGCACCAGGGCACAAUGUAGCUUAUGGCAACACUAAGUGUGAACCUCCCUUGUUUCCAGUGCACAGAGCACCGUGCCAGCUAGGCUGUGGUAAAUGAGAUGUUAGGAUGCAGAUACAAGAGGGCAAAGCCUCAGCCUUGAUGGAAACUUGGAGUCUUGAGAGAUGCUCAAGGUCAAUGGAGGAAGCUGAGUUAUGUGGGGGGGAAUGAGGCCAGCAUCAGUUGGAAUGCACGUCGUCUCUGUAAGGGGACACUGAUUGAGACACCACAUCCCCUAGCUGUACAACCAGUUCUGGGGUCUCUGCCUUUGCCUGUCUGGAGUCACCCACUAACUCGUAGAUGGAGCUUUGUGAAGACAGCCUUAAGGAGCCACUGCAUGGGGACUGACUCAGUCUGUUCCUUGUAAGCUGAGCCUCACUGGACCUAAAGUCAGCCUUAGAAUGCCCUUUUCAGACAUGAGCGUCUCUACUGUCCAUUGCUGCCUCCUCUAGGGCUGCACUCCCCUGAUGGGUCCCCCUUCUCCCGCAUCUCCUGGUUUUCUGGGGUGUAGCUACCCCUAGGGUCUGCUCUCGUAUUGCUUAGACAUGCCACCUCGGUGUAAGAGCCAAUGAGGCACUAGACAGCUUAGACAUCUGAUGUCCCUCAUCCCAUGUCACAUACCAGACCAACCACGCUAUGGAGGCAAGUCCCCGGUGCUGGGCAGGGUGGCCACUGGAGGCUCUUGGGUUGGUGUGAAUGGACAGAAUCAGACUCAGCCCUGGGAAGUUCAGUCAUUGUGACAACUGCCUGUGAACAAGGUCCUCAUGUGAGUGGGGAUCACAGAGAGUUAUGGAGCAGGCUGUGAAGAGCCAACUAGUGUGCAGGAACCUGUGUCUGUGACAUGUGUAGCCCAGAUACUGGAAACCCCUCACUUCCCAUGACAUUCUCGAGCCCCUUCUUAUCCACACUUACUUGGCUUUAGGAUAUGUUUCCAUUUAGUUCUAUGGAUUUUUUUUUUUUUUUGUCUUUUCUUUUCUCCACUGUAAUGAAAUAGAGCCAGGGCCUGGCACAGGUAGGCAAGCACUCCACACUGAGCCACAUCCCAGCCCCUAAGUGACAGGCCCUUGCAUGCAUAGGAACAGACUUUGUUCUGUCCAAGCCAGAUCUUAAAUCUUAUUAGCCAAAUGGGCCCCUGUGACUCACCCUCCUGCAGCCGCUUUGGCCAGUGCAGGGUGAGGCCAUGCUGAGACUCUGUGUUUGGUGACAAGUCCUGUCUCUAGAAUGUGCGUGGUCACUGCUCAGCAUCUCACCAUUCCUCAAGCCAGACACCAGUGACCUAGGGUCAGGCCAGCUCUGCUGAGCUCCCAGUAGUGAGAACACUGUAUCCCUCCCAUGUAUGCUGGGCUCCCACUAAGGCAAGGCAUGCCAGGAGUGUCUUCAUUCCUGAUGGGAUUCAGUUGCUGGCUUUUUGUAAUACUCACUCUUAUGUAGCUGACAUACUAAGAAAAGUCAAGCGCAAAACCUAUCUCGGCUUCCCAUUUCCAGUGAGUGAAAGUGUGUGUUUAUUUAUAGGCUACCUACUUUGCUCCCGCAAUUGUUUAUUAUCUCUGUGUAAUUUGGCCCCACAUAAAUUAGAAAUAAUGGUGUGUGUGAGUAGUUUACAGCAGAGGGAACAUGAUGAGUUGCUGCUAUAGUGAAGACAUGUUGUGAUUUUGAUGAAAUAAACUCUUAAUGU
Psammomys obesus (fat sand rat) is the source of this 4658-nucleotide messenger RNA. It is a transcript of the gene Adgrd1, whose product is annotated as adhesion G protein-coupled receptor D1. Gene Ontology annotation, cellular component: membrane. The record is from RefSeq and is a predicted model, not a curated record. The coding region runs from base 22 to 2733 and encodes 903 amino acids. Gene Ontology annotation, molecular function: G protein-coupled receptor activity. The transcript is spliced from 26 exons. Gene Ontology annotation, biological process: adenylate cyclase-activating G protein-coupled receptor signaling pathway; cell surface receptor signaling pathway. NCBI's taxonomy places the organism in Eukaryota, Metazoa, Chordata, Mammalia, Rodentia, Muridae.